Messenger RNA from Cordyceps fumosorosea ARSEF 2679, 1176 nucleotides. Its product is annotated as VEG136 protein. Gene Ontology annotation, biological process: tRNA wobble position uridine thiolation. Gene Ontology annotation, cellular component: mitochondrion; cytosolic tRNA wobble base thiouridylase complex. Lineage: Eukaryota; Fungi; Ascomycota; Sordariomycetes; Hypocreales; Cordycipitaceae. Gene Ontology annotation, molecular function: tRNA binding. The record is from RefSeq and is a predicted model, not a curated record. The transcript has a single exon. The coding region runs from base 1 to 1176 and encodes 391 amino acids.
AUGCCACCCUCACCAUGCAUGAGGUGUAACUCACAAAAGGCCGUCGUUAAGAGGCCGAAGAACCACCACAAGCUCUGCAAAGAUUGCUUCCUAGCAGUGUUUGAAGAUGAAGUGCACCAUACGAUUAUUUCAUCCAGGUUAUUUAUACGAGGCGAAAAGGUCGCCAUAGGUGCAUCGGGUGGCAAAGAUUCAACAGUUCUUGCAUCGGUUCUCAAGACACUGAACGAAAGACAUGAUUAUGGCCUUGACCUCGUGCUGCUCAGCGUAGACGAAGGUAUCAAGGGAUACAGAGAUGAUUCUCUAGAAACCGUGAAACGCAACGCGGUUCAAUAUGAAAUGCCCCUCAAGAUUGUUGGUUACGACACGCUAUAUGGCUGGACCAUGGACCAAGUUGUCGAGACCAUUGGAAAGAAGGGAAACUGCACAUACUGUGGUGUUUUUAGACGACAAGCACUUGAUCGCGGCGCGAAAUUGCUAGAGAUCAAGCAUGUUGUCACCGGACACAACGCGGAUGAUGUCGCCGAAACAGUCCUCAUGAACCUCCUCCGGGGAGACCUUUCCCGCCUCUCAAGAAGCACCAGUAUUGUUACAGGGAACUCAUCUAACGACGUCAAGAGAAGCAAGCCGCUCAAAUACGCGUACGAAAAGGAGAUUGUUCUCUACGCACACCACAAAAAGCUGGACUACUUCAGCACCGAAUGCAUCUACAGCCCCGAGGCCUUCCGUGGGACGGCGAGAAGUUUAAUUAAGAACCUAGAGAAAGUCCGCCCCAGUGCUAUUCUUGAUAUCGUCCGCAGCGGCGAAGAUCUGGCCCGCCUGACCCCGGACAAGGGCCAGGCAGCAUGCGCGUGUGACGAUAGCGAGGGCAGCGGUGGCUGCGGCUCUGCGAAUGCGGCAACAUCUGGAAGUGAGUUGGCGCAAAUGGAGGCUAGCAUCAAGCAACAAAAUGACAAUACGGCACUUGAGACCGAGGUCAUAUCCAAACCCAAGGAGGACACGGUCAAGCUUCCAAUCCGACCAAGACAGCGCAAAGGCCAAAGACGAGAGGCAGUACCCGGUCAGCUGCAGACCCUCGGUCGCUGUAUCCGAUGCGGCUAUAUGUCGAGUCAAGAAAUUUGCCAGGCAUGCACAUUGGUAGAGCGACUCAAUAAAAAUAGAGCAGAUAUAGCAAUAUAA